CACCAUCUUCGACGUGCCGGCUCCGGCCAUCGACUAUGGAGGGCCAGGCGCCGCAGUCGCACCAGCUGCUGCUGCACGGCGUCAGACUCGAACUCCGCCUCAACCCCACCACGCAACAGCGAGACGGCCGGCUCCCGGCGUCCCCCUCUGCGGCUGCAGUCGCCGCGGAGCACCAGCGCGGCGGCGGGCGGGAGACCUUCUCCUGCAACUACUGCCGCCGCAAGUUCUUGAGCUCGCAGGCGCUCGGCGGCCACCAGAACGCCCACAAGCUCGAGCGCACCCUCGCCAGGCGCAGCCGCUACGCCGACGCCACGCCUUCCUCCCCGGCCGUCGCCCACCGCUGGCUGCACGGCGGCGGGGAGCUCUGGGGCUACGCUACUUCACCCGCGGCGAGCAUGGGCGGCUGGGCUGGCACUCGCAGCACCAAGACGGCCGGCGGGGAGGCCACGGCGGAGAAUGAGAUAGACUUGUCGCUCAAGCUCUGA
Triticum dicoccoides is the source of this 485-nucleotide messenger RNA. RefSeq names its product zinc finger protein 2-like. The record is from RefSeq and is a predicted model, not a curated record. Lineage: Eukaryota; Viridiplantae; Streptophyta; Magnoliopsida; Poales; Poaceae. The coding region runs from base 36 to 485 and encodes 149 amino acids. The transcript has a single exon. Gene Ontology annotation, biological process: negative regulation of abscisic acid-activated signaling pathway.